CUCAGCACUUUGGAGACAGUCUCUGAGACACUAGUCCGCUGUCUUCCUGGUGCUGGCCUCCCUGAAAUAAACUACUUUCUCAUUUCACCAGCCAUCAUUUGUCUGCCUUUGGACUUUGUCAGCGGCAAUGGGUCGAACCUGGUCUGUUUGGGACCCCGGAGCCAGGUGCUCCUGCAUUCCUGCUUCCUGGCUUCCAGAGGACGGGGCUGGUCCUGCAGUUGAGGGGGGUCCUGAUGUAACACUAGUGGUUAUGUCUUGGCUCUUUCUCACAAGUUUGUCUGGACAUUACUUCCAUCCUCUGUCAAAGGGGAGGCCAAUUUAUGUAUCACUGCAGUUAGGGUUUUUGUCUUUAAAGAGUGUCGGUGUAUCCAGUGACCCCCAGGUUCAUGUCUGUGUCCCACCGGGCACUGCCGAUAGAGGUAUAUAGGACAGCUGUAUUAAAUACUUUCAGCCUGGAAGCAAAAAUGUGAGGGCCGUCUUUCCCCGUGGCUUAAGAUCUCUGCAGAAAAGUUGGGGCCAUCUUUCCUCCAUGUCUUAAUGUCUCUGCCCACAUGGCUAUGCUUAGUUCAUCUGAAUACGCACGCAGGCCAUGAGGUUUGAUCCUUACUGAAACAUGUUAUUUUUAUCACAGAAAAGCAUCACCUAACAGCACAGCAUCUGAUGAACACAUUCAAGCUUCAUUUCCUUAUUCAGCCAGAAUGUAGAGCACACGCCCUGUGCUAAGCACUAUGUGAGGCCUGGGGAUCCAGAGACGGCUGGAUCCCAUAAUGCAAAACCUCUUCCACAGAGCCUGGCACAAGAAAGCCAAGCUUGGCCCUGCUGGUAACAAAGUAAUCAGUCCUUCAGAAGACAGGAGACCACCUUCCAACAACCUGGACAGAGUGAAACUCACCGACUUCAAUUUCCUCAUGGUGCUGGGGAAAGGGAGUUUUGGAAAGGUGAUGCUUGCUGACCGGAAGGGCACAGAGGAACUGUAUGCUAUCAAAAUCCUGAAGAAGGAUGUGGUGAUUCAAGAUGACGACGUGGAGUGCACCAUGGUGGAGAAGCGAGUCCUGGCCCUGUUGGACAAGCCCCCGUUCCUAACACAGCUACACUCCUGCUUCCAGACAGUGGACCGGCUGUAUUUCGUAAUGGAAUACGUCAAUGGCGGGGACCUCAUGUACCACAUUCAGCAAGUAGGAAAAUUUAAGGAACCACAAGCAGUAUUUUAUGCAGCAGAGAUUUCCAUUGGAUUGUUCUUUCUUCAUAAAAGAGGAAUCAUUUACAGGGAUCUGAAGUUAGAUAAUGUCAUGCUGGAUUCGGAAGGGCAUAUCAAGAUUGCCGAUUUUGGGAUGUGCAAGGAACACAUGAUGGAUGGAGUCACAACCAGGACCUUCUGUGGGACGCCAGAUUACAUCGCCCCAGAGAUAAUCGCAUAUCAGCCAUAUGGAAAAUCCGUGGACUGGUGGGCCUAUGGCGUCCUAUUAUAUGAAAUGCUAGCCGGGCAGCCUCCCUUUGAUGGCGAAGAUGAAGACGAGCUGUUUCAGUCCAUAAUGGAGCAUAACGUUUCUUAUCCCAAAUCCUUGUCCAAGGAGGCCGUUUCCAUCUGCAAAGGACUGAUGACCAAACACCCAGGCAAGCGGCUGGGUUGCGGGCCGGAGGGGGAGAGAGACGUGCGGGAACAUGCCUUCUUCCGAAGGAUCGACUGGGAGAAGCUGGAGAACAGGGAGAUCCAGCCGCCCUUCAAGCCCAAAGUGACUUUCUGUACCAAAAUGCACUGGCUGCAGUGGGCAUCCAGGCCUUCGUGUGGCAAAGGUGCAGAAAACUUUGACAAGUUCUUCACACGAGGGCAGCCUGUCUUAACACCACCUGAUCAGCUGGUCAUUGCUAACAUAGACCAGUCUGAUUUCGAGGGGUUCUCGUAUGUCAACCCCCAAUUUGUGCACCCCAUCUUGCAGAGCGCAGUAUGAAAGUCACCACUGAGAACCAACGCCUCCCCAGCCCCCAGCCCCCCAACAGUGGGAAGGGAUCCUUAACCCUAAAAUUUUAAGGCCAUGGCCUUUUCUCUUGUUCCAGAUCGGGGGGCCUGAAAAUUUUAGGGUUAUUAGUCCAAAUGUGAGUAACUGUUUAGGGUCUCUCUCUUACAACCAAGAACAUUAUCUUAGUGGAAGAUGGUAUAAUGUACAGUGUCCAGUUUAAUUAUGUAGAAGUCAUAUCUGCCUGUAGGUUAACCCUUCCUAGAAAGCAAACAAACUCUCCCCCUUUUUUGGUACGAUUUAAUAUAUUUUCCUUAUCCCUCUGUCAAUUUCCACCAUUGGGAUCCCCCAACCAGAGAUGUUAAAAUGAACCUGACCCGGGGCCAGUGACUCUCCCCGUGAGACAUCUUUGGAACAAAAGAACGGGGAGCCCAGUAUGUGAGCCAGGUGGGGGGUGGGGGAGGCUUUGAAAUACCCGCUGCUUCUGUUCUCUGCCUCAGUGGAAACAGUCCCUAGAAUUCAAGAGGCCGAGAUGAAUCAUGUCCCCACCAGUGAGUCAUUUGCAAGCUCACUGUUACCAGACGUUGACAGUCUUAAACCAGUCACGGUCCAGUGAUUACUGGUCUUCAAAAAGAGAGUGAACCUCAGAUGAACGUUGGGUGAACCUGUCAACUCUCCUAUUUGGUUGAUAAUUAUCUUAAUACUUGCAUUUCUUUUUAAGAGGCCAAAUCUUCUAAGGACUUUGCUAAAUGAGCAUGUGAAAUCAUUUCAGAUCAAGGAUAAACCAGUGUGUAUGUAUGUUCAUUUUAAUCUCUGGGAGAUUAUUCUGUGAUCCAGGGUGCCAUCAGCAAUCAUGCCACUACUCACGAGUGUUGUUAGCCAACCCCCACCCUCCAACCAAUAUUUUGCUACCUACUUCCUCAGAAGCUGAAGUGUACGCCCCAUCCCCUUUUGUACUUAUUUAUUUACUAGGCUGCGGUGUUGUUCAUGAGAGUACGGUGUACAGUAACUUAGCAGAGUGUUAACUAUAGCAUAAGUCUCCAUUGAUCGAUUUUCCUCCCAUGUCCAGCCCUUGACAUCCGCUAAGAGAUGAAAACCAAUACAGUUUGGGUCCCCAUUUCCAGUUCAUGUUGAAUGACACACCUGAAGCUGUAGAAUCAGGAAAACCUGGAUGCACAUCAGCUCAAAGAUGUUUUAUUGCUAGAAGGAUUUUAAUAUGUUUUGCAAAUGCAUCAUGCAAUGAAUUUUGCAUGUUUAUAAUAAACCUUAAUAACAAGUGAAUCUAUAUUAUUGAUAUAAUCGUAUCAAGUAUAAAGAGAGUAUUAUAAUAAUUUUAUAAGACACAAUUGUGCUAUAUUUGUGAAGGCUCUUGUUUCUAAUCUGCUUUUAUGAUUAAGCUUUCGCUUAAUUCCUUGCUGCGUGCUUCCUCUCCCCUCACCCCCACCCCCCGGGUACCCUGCACAUUGGCACUGUAUCGGAUAUAUUAAUUUUUUUAUCGUAGAUCUAAUUUUGAAAUGAAUGGCUAUUUUACAUGAUCAGUUAGGCUUAUAUAUAUAUAAAUAUAUAUAUAAAUAUUUGAUUCUACCUGCAAACAAAAGUUUUUGUUUUCGGGGAUUAUUUCCGAGAUGACACUCACUCUCUCCUAGCUCCUCAGCACUAUUUUCCACUCCUGUGCCACUCUUCCUCUUGGGGACAGCAGGAAGUGUUUGACUCCAGUCUACCUAGUAUGUUUGUGUAGGUGUGAUGUUGUCACAGCCCCUGGGCUGGACUUUGGUUUUUCCUUUUCAGCCUUGUUACUGUUAGUGACUCGGGGUGGGAGGGGCAGGAAGACGCCCUUCCUGCUAUGUGUGUGCGAACACACCAGAAGCACACUGUCCACCUUGCUGCCCCCGGAACGACUCGCCCUUUGCUCCAGCACAUACAGACUUCGUGAGACAACCGUCCAGUCCAGCAGCCCCCCUGGGCACAGCCAUCCCCUGGCACUAUCCACAGACUCUUUAGAAGCUGCAGAUCUUCUUCCACCUGUUGCUAGAACCAGCCUUUCCAGUCUUGUGAGGAGCGCCUCCAUGGUGAAACACAGUGCUGACGCAAGUUCCUCGAUGAAGCCAGCCUCCUACGAUAGAAAAAACACCCAACAUGGAAGCAGUUAUCAGGUCUUAUGGGGCCGCUCUAUUUCCCCUUGUGCCCCAAAUGCGUCUCCCAGCUACGCGCCUCCUCAUUUUUACUUUCUGGCUGUUUGCCUGAAAUUCAUGUAACACACAAUCACAGAAGGGUCUUUGAGUUUGAGAGGCCUGGUCCGCCCUGGGAACCCUUGAUUAGGGGAAGAGAUGGGGUAGGCAGUGGGUCAGCCCCAAAAAGAGCAACUUCCUCUGCAUUCUUUUAUGGGCUGCAGAUGUCAGAACCCAGAAAGGGCCCCAGCACACCCAGGGCCACAGUCCUGCUGGUCAGUAGAAAAGGGACCAGUUUAUGGAAUUAGCCUAAGAAACAAAACAGACGGUCACCCUGCCCCUGGAUGGAGCAGCAGCAGGAUGGAAACACCCCCCACCCCAGCCCAGCCCGCAGCAAGCCCCAGGCAGUGAGGAAAGCCUCAGAAAAGAACACAUGGGGGGUUCCGGACCGUUGGUUCCCGAGCCCCAUGCCACCUGCUUGUUUCUGAGCCAGCCACAGUCUCAGGCUUUCCCUCACCCAGCCAACACAUUUCCAAAUUAUUCAUAAUUCUCCAGGAAACAUAUUCAGCAUCUCAGCUGGCUUGUGUUCUUUCAGAAUGUGUGGCAGAGUUUUAAAAGAAAAUCUCUUGGCUGUGGGGCCCUGCGCUCAGCCUGAGGGACAGAAGGCUUGAGGCCAAACUUGGGGGGAAGACAGUAAACCUCAGGACCUGCUGAAGUAUCACCGUGAUGUGCCCUGUUUGGUGCAUGGCUUUGUACCAGAUUCAGAUAAAGGCUAAUGUUGUCAAGGUCUGAGCAGCCCAGGAUGGUUAUUUCUGAAAGAAUAAACGGUGUAGGUGACCAAGACCAACUGUUAGGCCAGCUUACAAAAGCAGCGAUCUAUACAGUUCUCUGGUGCAGUCCCACUUCGUGGGCAUUGUGUGAAAACCACAGGGAAGCUGUCAGCUGGAAUGAGGAGAACACCUGAACUCUUGAAGUUCAGCCCCCAAGUGCUGCCCAUAUCACUGGGGCCUGUGGAGGUCCAGGGCCCAGGCAGCAUCUAGCACAGUCUGCUUCUCUGCCAGACUCUAUGGCCCGAGACUCUGAAGGGCCAUUCACGUUGGCUUGCAUUCUUUUCUCUUGGACGGUGGGGGCUACUCAGCAGCAGAACUUGGCUCUGAGGCUGCAGGCCAAUGGGUUGGCAGCCCCUCUCUUGGCAUCUUGUCUAAAGAGGCUAGAUGCUCAGUUUCGAUGGAAGUAUCUAGAGUGCGCAGCCAGGUAUAGCCCUCAGAGGUUAAUGGGCAGUUCACUAAAGGCAGGAACUAAUUCAAAAGGCAGUGGUUGCUUUUCACACCUGCUUCUCUUUGAUCCCCACGACCUGGUGCCAGUGAAUGCAGAGUCUCCGUCUGUUUUGUCUUAUGAGAUGUGUCAGGCUUUCUUAUGAGGAAUGUUGGCCGAAAAUCAGAGCGUUUAGGGCACUUUGGAAACUUGACCUGAGAUGGUCAGUUGAAAGGUGAUGAAAGAACACAGUUGAGACAACCAGCCAAGGGUUGUGGAGCACCUCUCUGAGCUGCAGUCCUCAGCAGAGUGAGCUGACGAGCUGACGUACUUGCUGGAACGAGGGUGUAGACCCAAGAGAGCUACCCGUUGGUGUUCAGAGAGGGGAGAGGUCGGUGGAGGCUGAGGUCUAUAAGGCGUUUAAAGAAGAGCAGGGAUUGAGUGUAUCCAGAAGGAUGCUUGCAGGAGGAAGAAGGUAGGAGGGUGUGGAAGGAAGGAGAGGGCACCUCGGGAAGGAAGCUACUGCCACUUCCAGUGGCUUUGCGUCGUUGAUUGUUGGUGCAUUUGAUAUCCACCUCCUGCUGGUCCCUGAGAGCAAGUUUGUUGCCAGGAACACAGUCUAGACCUCCUCAAAAAGCAUCCCGUGAAGGCCAACUGCAUCCUCAGCGGCCACUGGAAGCCCCCCUGCCCCUGCCUGCCUUGAGGUGGCUCACAGUUCUCUGGGCAGAGCCAAACCAUCCAGCGUGCACCGGAAGCCAGUAGGUUCCCACCCGCCUUCCUCUGUGGCUUCCUGCUGGGAACGAUGGCGGCCGGGGACAGAUGGAGAAGUGGCGGAAGGAACUAACACUCCAGUCCCCACCUGAUUGCCCUUAGUGGGAGAAAUCUGGGUUUUUGCAGGGAUUCAUUUUCUCAGGACUGAAGAGGGAGAGAAAGUGAGAGUCUGAUAUUUUUAAUGCCUCAGAAAGGCAACACCAACUGACAGUCACUUUCUCACUCUGGUCUUACGAAGUCACCUAUUUCUUGUGUGUGCAUAUCACACCAUUUCCUGUCUCUUUAAGUCCAGCAAGGGCAGGAGUGCCUGGUCCCCCACUGAGCACACUAGUCAUCAUCAGGAAGGAGACGCUGACCUGGGGACCCAAAGGAUGAUGGUCGUUAAGAGAGGAGCAGCGAGGCCAAGACAGUUAGUUCCAGUGAAGGAAAAGGGCACUCUGGUUCUUACCACACGCUAAAGUGACAAGUGGGAAACUGUUUUUUAAAACCUUUUCCUUGAGUUGCUUGGAUUACAUCUUAUGGAAUAUACCAGACUGUAAACAUGUCUGUCAUUUCCCAUUUGGGCCGAUGAGACAAAAUCUAGGGAAUGCUGUAUAUUUCUGCUUCGGAAGAUACAGGAACUUGGGGAAGGUUACCUGAGUUAUAGUGAGUGAAGGCAUCUAGAAAUGGUGUCAACCACAAUCCUGUUCAUUUUCUAAUGUCAGGGACUCUGGGAGGGUUAAAAUCAUGUAUGACUAGGACCCCUGUGCUUCUGAUCUGCAUGAUCAGGUGUCAGUUGAUAAUUGUGUAGGUCAAACUCAGUCAUCAAACAGCCUUACAAUGACCCUACACUAAGGCCCAUAAGUUCCAAAGACCUUUUUUUAAACCUUAAGGAAGAAAUUAGUUAAUUCCAAUAGAACAACAGUAUACUGGGCUAUUUGUACUUUUUUAUAGAGAACUUUAAUAACUCAAUUCUUUUUUUAAAAUAAAUCUACUGACAAUUUGAUAAGAUUCCAAUCCCAUGGAGCCUGUAGGAGAACUCAGCUGGGGUCAGCUAGAGCGCCCCUGACCUGCACUCCCACUGCAGGAUUUCCUGAUGCCCGUGGUAUAUGAAGUCCACAUCAGAACAGCUGGAAAUUCAGGUGGAACGUGUUGGCAGACUGAUGCCCUCCAUGUUUUUGAGGCACACUGGGGACAACCAUCCAAGGUCUGGAAGCUUUUGGACCAUAGGAAAGAUAGCUUUAUUUUCCCCUUCCAGAUGCAGCCCUAGGAUAGCAUUCCCCUGGGGUCCCUGGGAUCCCUUUCCUUGCUCUGUGAGGUUCUGUGACCACCUUUUGGCUUGGGAGGCAUGGCACUUCCUCAGCUCUGUCUCCAGUCCCCACAGGUCCCCCAAGGCUCACACUCAGUGAAAAUUCAGAGGUGCCCUGUAAGGAUUUUGUCCAUUGGGCAAUUCAGAUAUGCUUCAAUAUCCCCAAGAAAGAAGAGGCAGCAGCAAACACUCCAAGGGCAUCUGUCUCCAAAUUCUCUCUUAUGUGAGUAGACAGAACCCUACUUUUCAGAAACUGUCAAGUCUAUAAGAACCUUUUUUUUUUUUCUAAAAUAAGACAAAAGGUGGCUUUGCAUUUUCUGAUUAAAUAACUGUGUCUUUGUCUCCUCUGCUUAACUUUAGGAGUAUUUAUUCCUGUGAUUGUUCAUAGAUUUUUGUUGAUAUUCUUCCUGGAAGAAUGGGGUUCUUAAGGGGAUCAGUGGACUAUUCAAAAUCAUCCAUGAAGGAAGUUAUUCUUUUGAGUCUAAAUGGUCUGAAAAUUCACCUCCUAUCCCUUCUAUCAGGGUCUUUCAGAAUAUCUUUUCUAGAUGGUCAGAGACAUUUGAAUUCAUUGCUUUUGCCCCAUGAAAGAGAGAGAGAGAGAGAGAAAGUGUGCGUGUGUGUGUGUGUGUGUGUGUGUGUGUGUGAAGGACAUGUCAUGUUUAAAUCAUUCAUUGGAAAACAUCGUAUAAGAUCCCAAAUCUGUACGGAGGAGGAAGAUGAAGAGAUGGAGGUUGAGGUUUUUCCUUCUGUAUAAUCACCUUCUGACAAAAUGUAGAGGCCAUUCAACUGUCCAGUAACAUUUGGUUUAAAGCAGGCAAGAUGGAUGUAUACAUUACUGCGCUGCUUUCCUCAAUUUGUAUAACCUCUGAUCUUUGUUUGCAUGAUAUGCUUUGUUAGAUACAUUAAUUGUAGUUUGGAAGCAAGUGUGUACGAAUAAACAUAAUGAUCAUC
Mirounga angustirostris (Northern elephant seal) is the source of this 8387-nucleotide messenger RNA. RefSeq names its product protein kinase C alpha type. Gene Ontology annotation, biological process: protein phosphorylation. The record is from RefSeq and is a predicted model, not a curated record. Gene Ontology annotation, cellular component: cytoplasm; nucleus. Gene Ontology annotation, molecular function: diacylglycerol-dependent serine/threonine kinase activity; ATP binding. NCBI's taxonomy places the organism in Eukaryota, Metazoa, Chordata, Mammalia, Carnivora, Phocidae. Bases 768 to 1949 code for a protein of 393 amino acids. The transcript has 11 exons.